Electrophorus electricus (electric eel) is the source of this 6868-nucleotide messenger RNA. Lineage: Eukaryota; Metazoa; Chordata; Actinopteri; Gymnotiformes; Gymnotidae. The record is from RefSeq and is a predicted model, not a curated record.
CUGGCUGAACGGAGCGUGCGCGGAGAAGUGUUGCUCGGCAUUUGAGCCGAUAAGAGAGACGGAGGAAAGGAGUACCCGUCAGCAGAGUUCAGUGAUACCGGGAAUCCGAUCAAAAGAGCAAGAGUAACAUAGGAAGGAAUCUGUUCCCUAAUUAAGUGGGUGUUGGGAUCAUCUAGGGUGUGUCUGCCUUGGACUGAGUAGGAGUCAGGACUUUGUUGUGGAUGUUCUUGUGUAAGCUGCUGUUCUGACUGAGGUGAGAGGUUGUACUUAGUUCGGUCUCGGGGAGACAUUGUCCUAACGCAUGUUGAUGAUGGACAGCCUGAGAAACCGCUGUUUGGUGCUGCUGUUCUUCCUGGGUAGUGCUACCACAGCCCUGGAGGUCCCUCUUGACCCAAAAAUUCUGGAAGGAUUGCCACAGCCUCCAACCAUAACCCACCAGUCCCCUAAAGACUACAUUGUCGACCCACGUGAGAACAUCGUGAUCCACUGUGAGGCCAGGGGAAAGCCUCACCCAAGUUUCUCCUGGACGAGGAAUGGCAUACAUUUUGACGUUGAUAAAGACGCUAAGGUGAUUAUGAAGCCUCGCUCAGGCACUCUGGUGAUUGACAUCAGUGGAGGGGAGAAGGCUGAGGCCUAUGAGGGGGUCUACCAGUGCACUGCCCGCAAUGAGCACGGCACCGCCCUCUCCAACAACAUCAUCAUCCGCCAGUCCAGGUCUCCCCUGUGGUCGAAGGAGCAGAUCAAACCCAUCUUCGUCCAGGAGGGCAUGCCUCUGGUACUGAGAUGCCAGCCACCGGCGGGUCUUCCCCCUCCCAUCAUCUUCUGGAUGGACAACAAUUUCCAAAGGCUCCCACAGAGCAGGCGGGUCUCACAGGGCCUGAACGGGGACCUCUACUUCUCCAAUGUGAUGACGGAAGAUUCCAGAAGUGACUAUAUCUGUUACGCACGCUUUCCCCACACACAGACCAUUCAACAGAAGCAGCCCAUCACUGUGCGCGUCUUCAACACGGAUGCAAUCAAUGAGACAAUGGAAGCUUAUUUGAAUGACACUGAUUUGUUUGGUGACGAGCCACUAGAGGAGAGACAGCCAGUGUUUCUGGUUCCAUCUGAUUUUGUGAGCGCAAAGCUGGUACUCAGAGGGCAGGUGUUGGAGCUGGAGUGCAUUGCUGAGGGACUGCCCACUCCAGAGAUCUCCUGGAUUAAAGUGAGUGGUGAGCUCCCGGCUAAGCGAACCUCCUUCCAGAAUUUUGAGAAAACGCUGCGGAUCGUGCAUGUGUCUGAGGCAGACGCUGGCGAGUACCACUGCACUGCCAAGAACCGGCUAGGCUCCACCCAUCACAUUAUCCACGUCAGUGUGAAAGCUUCUCCAUACUGGAUCAGUGCUCCCCAGAAUCUAGUCUUGGCCCCACUGGAAACUGGGGUGUUGACCUGCCGAGCUGGAGGGAACCCCAAACCCACCAUUGCCUGGUUCAUGAAUGGAGUCCCCAUUGAGAAUUCCCCUGAAGACUCCAGUAGGACAGUGGAGGAUGAUACCAUUAUUUUCACUGAAGUCCAGACUGGCUCCAGUGCUGUGUACCAGUGUAAUGCUACUAAUGAAUAUGGGUAUCUCCUCUCGAACGCCUUCCUCAAUGUGCUGGCUGAACCUCCCAGGGUGCUCACUCCUCUUAACACAGUCUACCAAGUCAUCAUGGACAAGCCCGCUUUUCUGAACUGUGUCUCCUUUGGCUCACCAAUCCCAAGAGUCACAUGGUUUAAGGACAGCCGAUCCAGUAUCCUGGUGGGCGACCCAUAUGUGUUCCAUGACAACGGGACUCUUGAGAUACCUGUGGCACGGGUCGUCCACAGCGGCAAGUACACCUGCGUGGCAAGGAACUCCCUUGGCAUCUCGGAGAAUCACGUGUACCUGGAGGUCAAAGAGCCCACACGGAUUGUAAAGCAGCCUGAGUACAUGGUGGUCCAGAGAAACAGCGAUGUGGUGUUUGUAUGUAAAGUGAAGCAUGACCCUUCCCUCAUCCCAACCAUGAUCUGGCUCAAGGAUAAUGGAGAGCUUCCUGAUGAUGAAAGAUUCAUCGUGGACUCUGAAAGCCUCACCAUUAGAGAAGUGACAGAGAAUGAUGAGGGGACAUACACAUGCAUUAUGAACACCACCCUGGACCAGGACUCAGUCAGUGCCAAGCUCAGUGUUGUUGAGGCUACCCCCACACCAGCGGUUAUGUACGAAAAGCCAGAUGCCCCCACAGAUCUGGAGCUGACAGAUCCUGGGGUACGGAGUGUCCAGCUCUCCUGGAUCCCAGGAGAUGAGCACAACAGCCCUAUCAAGAAGUUCCUUAUUCAGUAUGAAGAUGCUCUUCAUAGCAGUGGUACAUGGAAUAACCUGACGGAGGUGCCAGGGACCAAGACUAUGGCUCACCUCAAGCUUUCCCCAUAUGUGCACUAUAGCUUCAGGGUCCUAGCUGUCAAUGAUGUUGGCUACAGCCUGCCCAGCCUGCCCACGCACGUCUACAAAACCAAGCCAGCAGCUCCUGAUGAGAACCCCAGUGAUAUUAAAGCCAUGGGCAUGGAACAUAGUAAUUUGGUGAUAUCAUGGAAGCCAUUGACAGGUCUUCAGUCGAAUGGUCCUGGUCUUCAGUAUAAUAUCAUGUGGAGGCAGAUGGAUGUGGAUAAGGACUGGAAUUCUGAGACAGUGGCCAAUGUCUCUAAGUUUGUGGUAGCUGGAACACCCACUUUUGUGCCAUAUGAGGUGAAAGUUCAGGCUCUGAACGACUACGGUAACGGGCCCAAGCCCCCCAUCAUCAUCGGUUACUCAGGAGAGGACUUGCCAGUGUCAGCGCCAGAGAAUGUAUGGGUUCGGGUGCAGAACAGCACUCUGGCAGAGGUCCACUGGGAGCCAGUGCCAGCAAAAGCAGUGCGGGGAAGACUACAAGGCUACAGGGUGUAUUACUGGAAAGAAAGAAGCCUACACAGGCACACCACCCACAGCCAUGCCCACCACAUGGAGCAGCAGACAUUGAACUUCACUGGCAACCGGAGCCAUGGCAAGAUCCCAGGCCUCCACCCAUACAGCAUCUAUUUGCUCAAUGUCCGAGUGUUUAAUGGGCGUGGCGAGGGCCCGGCUAGCUCCAGCCUGAGUUUCAAGACUCCUGAGGGAGUUCCUGGUCGACCAGCAUUCCUGAGGGUAACUAACAGCAAUCUAGACUCUCUGACCCUGGAGUGGGGUCCACCCCAUGAGCGAAAUGGGCAUUUAACAGGCUACAUCCUUACAUACCAAUCAGUGAAUAACACCAAUGAGUUUGGCCAGCUGAAGGAGCUUGUCCUGCCGCCCAACGAGACCAGCAUAACACUGCACAACCUCAAGUACAGCAUGCGCUACAAGUUUUAUAUCAGUGCCAAAACACUGAAAGGACCAGGGUCCAGCACUACUGAGGAGUUUGCCACAAUAAUGGACGGAGGGAGUCCAGAUUCCCCCCAUCCACUUUCCCCUACCUCCCAGUAUCUACGCCCCCCUCAGCACAAGGUGCAUCCAGUAUCUCCAGUGUUUGGAAACGUUAGCUCGUCUGUGGGCGAGGAUGGAGCACUAAUAAGUUGGGAAUACUGGGGACCAGAAAGGCACAUUUAUGUUGAAUAUAUUGUAGAGAACAGUGAUGAAGACUGGCAAAAAGAGAUGGUAAAUGGCUCACAGUCCCAUAUGCUUAAGGGUUUAAAGGAAGGACUGGCAUACAAAGUGCGGGUGGUGGCUAAGAGCCAUGCUGACCAAACGGUCCACCGUUCUGAGGAGCUAUUGGUUACGGUACCAGCUAUGGCCAGCAGACAGGUGGACAUUGCUACCCAGGGCUGGUUCAUCGGCCUCAUGUGCGCCAUUGCUCUGCUUAUCCUGAUCCUUCUCAUCGUGUGCUUCAUCAAGAGGAACAAGGGGGGAAAGUACCCAGUGAAAGAGAAGGAGGCUGCACAUGCCGACCCAGAGGUCCAGCCCAUGAAGGAUGAUGAUAUAACUUUUGGAGAGUACAGGGUAUGGGACUACAAGUGAUCCGAAACCUCUUCACCUCUGGAGCUGAAGCACAACUUUCUUAUUUGUGGGCAGGUUGCCCUAAACGUCUAUGCCAUAUCUGUGUUACUGAUUAAUUUUCUACCAAAUAUGUACAAUAAUGUGUAAGACUUCCAUAAUACUCAAAAUUCAGGAUAUUAGAUUAGAUAUUUUUUCUUUCCUUUGGUUUUACAAGAUUUUGAAUUUACUUUAGGAAAAGCAAGAUUCUCCCCUUAAAUUUGAAUGAAUUCAGAUCAGUUGGCUGAAUAAUUAUGCAAACAAAUUUUAUUCAUUCAUUACCAAAUUGUACAGUAUACAUGCACAGUGUAAUAGCAUUCAAAUGAUGGAGCACAGAGAUUCUCUAGCUAUCACUGAAAGCAGUUUUCUUGUGAUGCUUGUUAUUGUAAUCAGUCUCUUCCUCCUCCUCCUCCUCCUCUUUAGCUGCUUAUCGAACUGCACGCGUAAGCUAUAAAAAUCAAGCACUUUACUUUGUAUAGCACUUCUGAAGCAUUUUUGUACAUCUUUUUCAAUUUUUAUUAUGUUUACAUGGUCUUCAUUUUAUACCUUAUAUUGUUUGUAUAUAAUUCGAAUAUAAUAGAGUGUAAUUUUAUCUAUUUACUGUGUCCUGACAAUUUGUUAUUCAUGUUUUUAGUUAUCUAUAAUUUAAUGUACUGUGCAUGACGAUGCAUAAAGUGUCAUUUGCAAUAGAUAAAUGUAUUGGGUGAUGUUCAAAGUAAUGAGUAUACAGUAUGUAACUUUGCAUAUUACAUACAGUAUAUAGCAUGCACAACAAAGAGGGCCAUAAUUCUCUGCUAAUGACAGUCUGACCAUUUAUUUAAGUUUCUAGUUACAUUUUUGUGUCAGCUUGUUGAACUGGAAUACUCUACAAUAUUGUAGUUCAUAGGUUUUUUAUGAGUGGUAUGACAGUACUUGUUGAAAUCAGGACUACCUGCCAUAUUUAAUAUUUAAUAGAUUUGGGUUCACACGACCCAUAGAAAUAAAACAUUCAUAAAAUAAUAGCUCAGACUAGCAGCUAAACGCUGACAGUUAGUUGAUCACUUUUGCUCUAUUGAUUGUGACAGUAAAAUAUUUACACAUCACCUCAACAAGCCUUUACAUACUCAGGCAAACAUUUGUAAUAUUUUGUGAAUUUUAAUGUGGCUUUUUUUUUUAUCUUUUCCCCCGUUAACCUCAAUGGCUAACCAUGUCCCAUGUCCUGGUCCUCCUUCAUUCCCCCGUCCCUGGUUCGUUCUGAUCCCGUGAAGCCUGUGGUUAGUGCGGCAUUGAUUCUGGACCCUGGUGAGGUCGGUGCAAGCCACCAUAGUGAAAUGAUUCAGUGGCUGUGGCUCUGUGGCAGCUCUGAGCCUCCCCAGCUGCUGCUCUGUCUUGCGUUACAUUGGCUUUGCCAUUUGCAGCAGCAGUGCCGUGUGAGAGACAUAACAGUGUUGAUUGUAGCUCUGCGUGUGCUGCAUCCCGCACACUAAUUCAAUACGAGCAUCCUCUUUGACCACCGCUGUCUGCUCCCUCUGCCAUCUGUGUGUGUGGGUUGGACAUAGGUCUGGAAGGAGGUAAGGGGAACAGUGCGAGACGUGCAUGUGGAAAUCUGACUGAGAUUAGAACUGGCACUGGGAGAAAAACGCCUUGCACACCAUCCCAGGAUGGCACUCUACUCAUGCUCCCAAGCCCUGAAGCCCAAUGCUAUCAUACACAGGCUUUCCUAUAGCUCCAGCUGCUUGUGGGUUCUUUCAGGGGGUUGCGAGGGAACACCAAAGCAAAUACCAUACCUUCAGUAAUGCUAGUGCUACUACCAGAGCUACCAGAGUUGCUGAUCGCUUAAAUGUUUAUGAUAGCAUUUUAUGGCUUUUUAAGGCAAAGGUGUCAAAUGUUUGUACAGUACAUUACAUGACAGAUCAUCACAUGCUUAUUUUAAGUGAACUAAAUUGAUUUGUCAUUUCCCUCAAAUGCUCAUUUUUGUUUUGGCUGUUGGAUAUCUGCUUUCCUGGUCACAUCUUUGUCUUAUUAUUUAUGGUUACUGAAUGUUCAAAAUGGCUGUGGAAAGACAGCCAGUGCUCAUGUUUAUUGACAUAAGCCUUAUUCACUGUGAUUAAAAUUACUGGAGCCUUCAGGAAUUAACAUUGCUUGUCAUUAGUGCUAUACGAAAUCACAAAUCUUAUUUUUUGGUCAUUGUUACCAACAUGUGUAAGAGUGAAAAAUUAAUGCUUUUAAUUACCUACUGGUUUAUCUAAUUAGAGAUAUUCUAACAUUGUACAUGCAGUUCUGGUUGUACUGAUGGAGUUCUAUGCUGAACGAUAAACUUUUAUCGCCAGACUUUAGGGUGCACCAUCAGAUAGUUGCCAUAAUUUUGGUAAUAACUAUUGAUGUAAAUUACAAAGGGCUUGAGUAAUUUAAUCUCAUGUGAACAGAAUAUGUUACUAUAUAACAUUAUUUCAUACCUUUUACUUUGUUUCAGAAAUGCAGAAAUUUUGAGAAUUACAUAAUUGUGCCUGAUAUCCAUUGAUGUUCAAUAUUCAGUUUUGCAUUCACCCCAUCCACCAUAAAGUUCCACAAAUCAAACAUUAAAGUUAAAAAUGUGAAAUACAUUUAAAUAUAUGUGCUACAGGAUGUAACAGUAACAUUUAAUGUUUAUUUGAUACUAAUGAUCCUAUUACCCCAUUUUGUCAUACCUAUGUCACUAAGUAUGGCACAUGUGUAUGUACUAUACCUGGCAUGUUGUUUGUAUCAGUGUUCCAUCUUUGGUCAUGAACAGCCAAGCUAAUCUCUGUCUGACAUGUCUCUCAUCUCUGUCUGACAUGUCUCUCACCGUUCCACCUGUAACAUCUGCAUGUU